GGAUACAGCUUCCGCGCAUGCGCAAAUUGCGGCUUCUCAUAAAUGGAGGCUUUUUGAAAUGGUCUGUCGAUUGACGAGUAAAAACAAUUAUUGUAUGAACAAAAGUAUUCAGCGUGUUGUCACUUUUACAGACAACGAUCACUUAUGGAUUCUAAUGUUGAUGCUAUAGAGGAGAUGGAGAAAGAAAGGUCAAUGUCUCCAGCUGCGCAGUCGCCUGUCAUGCACCGUAACCCAUCACCACCCCCAGAAGGUGCUGAGGCAGAGGAAGGUGAAGAUGUGGAUGCGAUUGGAAACACUGUGUACAGCAAGCAUUGGCUUUUCAGCACCCUGACGCGUCUCAUCCAUAUGGUCACUGAGCAUUCAGAGAAAGACUCUGAAGGUCCAGUGCAGCUCAGUGAUGAUGAAGAGGAAGAUUUAUGCAGAGUCUGGGAUAUGGUAAUGGAUAAGGAUGUGGCUAGUUUUCUGCAGGAAUUUAAAGCUACCGAUAUCCUUCUUGGGGUCAUAUCCAAAUCUCGAUGUCCACGCCUCACAGAAAUUUGCGUGGGAAUCCUUGGGAACAUGGCUUGUUUUCCUGACACUUGUCUGACCCUCAGUCAAAAUGAAGACUUAGGUGUGGUGCUGUUGCUUCUUCUCGGAGAUACAGAUCCCCCAACCCUUCUGGAAACAAGCAGAUUGAUGCUGACCUGUCUAUCUCAGAAAGAUAUUAGUUCCCUGUGGCUUCAACGAAUACGCCAGCAGACAUCUGUGCAAUCCAACCUCUGUUUCAUUAUGAGGAGCUCUACCAACAUGGACCUGCUUGAGAAGGUUGGAGAGCUAGUUGACAAACUGUUUGACCUGGAUGAAGAGCUGAUGAAGAGCUGGAUCACAGCUCAGCCAAGUGACGAGGAAGAUGGUCAUGAAAGCCGCCUGGAUCUGGUCUCGUGCCUUGUUGAGGCCUCCAAGCAGCUUAGACCAGAGAGUCCAAAUGGUUUAGAGGUUUACCUUCACAUCCUCCAGCUCCUCACAACCACAGAUGAGGGUAUUCAGGCUUUUGCUUCCCCUGAUGGAUCUGGCCAAGCAGUGUGGGACUUAAUCUGUGAGUUGGUAUGUGAGGACUUUUGCCAUUCGACUGAACCUUCAGUCAUCCUGCAGGAGCACAAGAGCCUUUUGGUCCUGUCCUUUUCAGUCCUUCAGGCUUUGUAUGGAUGCCAGGAUCAGUGGACCAGCAAAGGCGACAUCAGCCUGGACCUUAUUGCAAACAUUUUGAAGGUGCUCCAGCACCACAGUGAACACACAGAUCAUAGCACCAGCAAUGAAGACACACAACAGUUGCAAACUCUGGCAGAGAUUGCAACUGAGUUUCUAGCAGAUAUCUGCAACCACAUAACCAAGGACACAGUGGCAGAUUUGGUGGAGAAAGGUUUCCUGACAGAGAAGACUUGUCUCACAGCUGCAGGAAGUUUACUUCCCCAUUUUAAGGAUUCACUUCAGCACCUGCAGGUCAUGUUGUCAGAGGUUGAUCCCCAGUUGGCAGACGUGGUCGGGAAACAGUUUUCCUGACUGAGACGGUAUUCAACACUCAUCCAGACUCUCAACACUUUUUACUGCGGACCUUUAUUUCCCCAAGUCAGUCAAUUUACAUUUCCACUCUGCAGACUCGCAUGCCAUUAUUAUUGUGAGUCACUCUCAGUGGAAAUCAGUAAAAGUAACAAUGUGCUUAUCUUGUUGUAGUUGUUUCACAAUGUCUUUUUAUUAAAAACAAUUUAUGAUCA
Solea senegalensis (Senegalese sole) is the source of this 1751-nucleotide messenger RNA. RefSeq names its product serum amyloid A-like 1 (gene saal1). The transcript has 13 exons. Lineage: Eukaryota; Metazoa; Chordata; Actinopteri; Pleuronectiformes; Soleidae. The record is from RefSeq and is a predicted model, not a curated record. The coding region runs from base 145 to 1539 and encodes 464 amino acids.